Molecule: messenger RNA, 1809 nt
Organism: Hydra vulgaris (swiftwater hydra)
Lineage: Eukaryota; Metazoa; Cnidaria; Hydrozoa; Anthoathecata; Hydridae
Product: general transcription factor II-I repeat domain-containing protein 2-like
Molecular function (GO): protein dimerization activity
Source: RefSeq, a predicted model, not a curated record
AUGGCUUCUGCUAGUGCUAAUAAAAGACGUAGAGCUGAAACUGAAAGUGGAAGAGGAGGUCGUAUAUUUAACCCAUCUUGGACAAAUGAAUAUUUUGUAAUGGAGCAAAAUAAUUCAAUUAUGUGUCUCAUUUGUUUUGAAAAAAUUGCCGUGUACAAAAUGUAUAAUGUUAAUAGACACUAUACUACAAAACAUGCAGCAACUUAUGAUAAAUUCAAGGGCCAAUUUCGUGUUGAUAAGGUAGAACUGCUAAAGAAAAAUUUUAUCGGGCAACAAUCAAUAAUGAAAAGUAAAGUAAUUAGCUCAUACAGUGCUACCAAAAUAAGUUUUUUAAUUGCAGAAAAUAUUGCAAAAAGUGGUCAACCUUUUUCUACUGGAGAUUUAAUAAAAAACUCUAUAAAACAAUUUUGUAAUGAGGUAUGCCCUGAAAAAAUACAAUUUGCUGAAGAUCUCAGUCUUUCACACCAGACAAUUGCAAGAAGGGUUGAAGAUCUAUCAAAGAAUAUUGAAUUAGCAUUGAAAGAAAAACUAUGUAAGUGUGAAGCAUAUAGUCUGGCACUUGAUGAAUCAACAGAUAGAAGUGAUACGGCUCAGUUAGCUAUUUUUAUUAGAUUUAUAACAAGUAAUUUUGAAAUAAUUGAAGAACUGUUGGAUUUCAGGCACAUGAAAGGCACUACUAAAGGGGAAGAUAUUCUUUCUGAAGUCAAAAAAACAAUGAUAAAGUUUGAUUUGCCAGAAACAAAACUCUCUGGUGUCACUACAGAUGGAGCAAGUUCAAUGAAAGGAAAAAAUAUUGGAUUUGUGGCAUUAUUUAAGAAAUCCAUUAAUCACAACAUUCUUUCAUAUCACUGUAUUAUACAUCAGGAACAGUUAUGUGCAAAAGUAUUAGAAAUGAAAGAAGUCAUGGAAAUUGUUAUCCAAACUGUUAAUUUUAUAAGAAGUCGUGGCCUUAAUCACAGACAGCUCAAACAAUUGCUUGAGGAUUGUGGAAGUGAGGCAGAAGAUGUAAUUUAUUUCUGCCAAGUUAGAUGGCUUAGUCGAGCUGCAACUUUGAAAAGAUUUUGGAUAUUAAUACCUGAAAUAAUAAAGUUUCUAAAAAUUAAAGAUAAAGACACAAGCUUUCUUGAAAAUAAUGACUGGCUGAAUGAUUUGGCAUUUUUAGUUGACAUUACACAGAUGUUAAUGGAAUUAAAUAUCAAGUUGCAGGGUAAAGAUCAACUUAUUAGUAAAUUAUAUGAAAAUGCAGAAACAUUUGUUUUGAAAUUGAAACUUCUCAAACAACAAUUAAGUCAAAAAUCACUUAUCCAUUUUAAAACAUUGUCAGAAAGAAAUACCAACACAGUUGACUAUGAAAAAUAUUGUAAUCUUAUUUUAAAAAUAAUUGAUGAAUUUGACACAAGAUUUUGUGAUUUUAAAGAAGUAAAGAAUGAGUUAGACUUAUUUUCACAUCCAUUUUCCAUUAAAGUUGAGACAGUAAGAGAUGAAUUUCAAAUGGAAUUAAUAGAACUACAAAACAAUAAAGAUUUGAAAGAUGCUUACAAAGAUGUUGAAUUGUUAGAACUUUAUAAAAAAUACAUGAACAUUGAAGUUUAUCCACAUUUGUGCAAACACGCUAUGAAAUACUUUUCCCUUUUUGGAAGCACAUACAUCUGUGAACAAUUUUUUUCAAGAAUGAAACAUGUUAAAUCAGAGCAGAGACAUAGGUUGAAAGAUGAACACCUCACUGAUACACUUCGGAUUUCAUCGUCCACUAUAAAAGCUGACAUUGAUCAAUUGUGUAAAAAUAAACAAUGCCAAGUUUCCCAUUAA